Funneliformis mosseae is the source of this 672-nucleotide messenger RNA. NCBI's taxonomy places the organism in Eukaryota, Fungi, Glomeromycota, Glomeromycetes, Glomerales, Glomeraceae. The record is from the annotation of a GenBank genome assembly.
AUGGGAUCACGAAUAGACACGCUUGAAAAAUCUUUAGGCGAAUUAAUGCAACAAACUGUAUCUGACGAAAUUAUAAUUGAAGGAGCAAAGACUCAUAGAAAAGGGGUGAGCGUUAGGCAAUAUCAAAAAUCAGAUUCACGUGAGAUAAAUGAUAAUCAUAUAGUUUUAUCUAAUAGCGAUGACAAAAAAUUUAAACCUUCACUCAUGAACGGAACUUCGAGUGAUAAUAACAUAAACGAAUUGUUUGUUUCUACCAGAGAGGCUCUUAUGACCGUUCUCCCGCAAGCCUCCGACGAAAACAUUAGAAAGUACGAGAGACAACUUGAUGACGUAGAAGAUUUUGAUCCAGUUCUAAUCAUUUCUCCAAACCAAAAUUGGAUUAACCAACACUCAUUGCAAGCUUAUCAAGCGGUAAUGAAUGCAUUUGCGACCGAUAGACUCCGACAAAAUAAUCGCAGAGAUGAAAAUUCGCUUACUGUGUUCCACUUCGCAAAUGUGACUGAAAUGUACAAUGUACGUGGAAACAUUCGCACACAAUAUCCCAUUGCAUUCUACGACCCAAAAGCUCAACCUCAACAGGAGCCGAUUGGUAUCGCUUGGAUACUUACUAAGGUGGGGGUGCGCAGGAGUGAUUUUGGGGAGGAUGAUUCAUUUUUUGUUUCACACGAAUAA